Molecule: messenger RNA, 756 nt
Organism: Alternaria ethzedia
Lineage: Eukaryota; Fungi; Ascomycota; Dothideomycetes; Pleosporales; Pleosporaceae
Gene: ISY1
Product: NineTeen Complex (NTC) component
Exons: 1
Coding region: 1-756 (251 amino acids)
Biological process (GO): mRNA 3'-splice site recognition; generation of catalytic spliceosome for second transesterification step
Cellular component (GO): catalytic step 2 spliceosome; Prp19 complex; post-spliceosomal complex
Source: RefSeq, a predicted model, not a curated record
AUGGCGCGUAAUUCCGAAAAAGCGCACUCGAUGCUUUUCCGCUUCCGCGCUGCGCAGGCCGCGGAAGCUGGUAUCAUCGACAUAUCGCGUACCCGCCGCCCCAAGCUCAUCACCUCUGUCAACUCGAUUCCCGUUUGCGAGAAAUGGCGCGGUCAGGUGCUAAAGGAGAUUUCGCGCAAAGUCACAAAGAUCCAGGACGAGGCCCUUUCAGACUACCAGAUCCGCGACCUCAACGAUGAGAUCAACAAACUCAUGAGAGAGAAGCACAUGUGGGAAAGUCAGAUAAGAGGCUUGGGGGGACCGAACUACAUGAGAGGCGGGCGAGUGCUUGACGAAGAAGGGCGGGAGGUGCCAGGAGGAGGAAAGGGAUACAGAUACUUUGGACGAGCCAAGGACCUGCCGGGUGUCAAGGAGUUGUUCGAGAGGCAGAGCAGACCGGAAGACGACAUGGACAAGGGGCGCGAAAAGAGGAGUGAACUGAGGCAGAAGGUGGAUGCGGGCUACUACGGCUACAACCUAGACGAAGAGGACGGCACGCUGCUAGCAUAUGAAACGGCCAAAGAGCAGGAGGCCUGGGACAAUUUCAUGUUGCUCGGCGAUGAACUGGACGCAAAGCCGAGCAAAACACAGAAGGAGUGGAUGGAAUUACCCGGUGACGUGGGCGACGGCAUACGAUGGCGCAUCCCAACCCUUGACGAGGUCAACAACGAGCUAGUCGAGCGCAGGAGGAGGAAGCUUCUUGAGAAACUGGGUUGA